Molecule: messenger RNA, 1812 nt
Organism: Knipowitschia caucasica
Lineage: Eukaryota; Metazoa; Chordata; Actinopteri; Gobiiformes; Gobiidae
Source: the annotation of a GenBank genome assembly
AUGUCCAAAGACGUGCGGAGGAGGGGCGCAGGCCAGUACCGCUGCGCCGGGGCCAGGGUGAGCCAGGGCGGGGGCAGCAGGGACAGGUCCGGGAGUAACAGCUCUGGUUCUUCUCAUGGAGGUGGCAGAAGCAAGAACACAUCUAUAAAUGCUCUGAAGGCCUCCUUCCAGCGUUCCAAUAGUCAUGACAAAGUUAGGAAGAUUGUUGCAGAGGAAGGACGUGCUGCUCGAAACCUCAUAGCAUGGAGUGUUCCCCUGGAAACCAAAGAAGAGGAAGCUAAAUCUAAAAACAACUCAAAAAACCAGAGAGCUGGCCCGCAGAGGAGCAGGAAGAAUGCUGGAGUUGACAAUAAAAGUACCUCUGCUCUGGACAAAGGCAUGGAGAAGAGCCCCUCAAAGAGCAGACAACCUCGGAAAGUGGACCUGCGUGCUCGAUACUGGGCCUUUCUUUUUGAUAACCUGAGGAGGGCUGUGGAUGAGAUCUACGUGACCUGUGAAUCUGACCAGAGUGUUGUGGAGUGUAGGGAGGUGCUGAUGAUGUUAGACAACUAUGUUCGUGAUUUCAAAGCUCUGAUUGAUUGGAUUCAGCUUCAGGAGAAGUUGGAGAACACAGAUGCUCAGAAUAGGCCCACUUCUUUGGCCUGGGAGGUACGGAAGAUGUCCCCUGGUCGUCAUGUGAUGGGGAGCCCUUCAGCUGACAGAGUAGUCCCCUCUCCGGGUGUUCGGCGUGCACUCAACUUUGGAGGUCCUCCACCUUCAUUGGCAGCAGCUCGCCUCUCUCAUACUGGUCCCAGUUGGGCGGACAGAGUGAAGUAUUCUCAUUCAUCACACGGCAGUCACACUACAGUCUUACAAGUGGAGAAACCAGGUAAAAAAGAUGCAGAGGGAUGGGAGACCGUGCAGCGAGGGCGACCUGCCAAGCCCCGCUCUGCCGCCAUGAUCGCCAAGGUCAGUCCCGUCGUGGCCCAGACUCCUCCCAAAGCCGACCAGACCAGAGCCAAAGCACCACCGCCGCAGGAACCAGUUGUCACUCAAUGCCAGAGUCAAGACCUCAAACCAGCGGAGGAAGAUCUCAAGAAGGAAGUUCACAAGAGCGGGGACGCACUGGAGUCCCCAGCAGAGGGUGUCCAAGAUACAGGACAGGCUUUCUGCACUUUUCCUCUGGAAGAAGCGCCACUCCCCACCCCAAUCCAAGCCCCUGAGCCCACCCCCACCCCCCCCUCAGCCAUAUCAGCCCCUGUGGACAGACUGUUGACUCUGGGGGGCAGUGGGACGGUUUGGGCUACAUCUGCUCCAGGACAGGCCAAGACUCCAGACAAAAGGUGGUGGGGUUGGGUGAGUGUUUGGGGGGGGGGGGGUGUGGGGUGUGGGUGGGGGUUGGGGGGAGGGGGGGGGUGGGGAUGUUUUGAUGGUAGUGUUGGGGAGAAAGACGUGAGGAAAUGGAAGGAGGAGCUGUUGGAGCAACGUCGGAAAAUGAUGGAAGAAAAGCUGCUUCAUGCGGAGUUGAAGAGAGAGGUGCAGCUACAAGCUAUUGUCAAAAAGGCCCAAGAAGAGGAAGCAAAGGUGAAUGAAAUAGCCUUCAUCAACACUCUCGAGGCUCAGAACAAGAGGCACGACGCUUUGGCCAAACUGAACGAGUACGAACAGCGGCUGAACGAGCUCCAAGAAGAACGACAGAGGAGACAGGAGGAGAAAACAGGCCCGCGACGAGGCCGUGCAGGUGACCCCAUCCAGACCCCAUCCAGACCCCAUCGUGACCCCAUCCAGACCCCAUCCAGACCCCAUCCAGACCCCAUCGUGACCCCAUCGUGA